Molecule: messenger RNA, 6915 nt
Organism: Lucilia sericata (common green bottle fly)
Lineage: Eukaryota; Metazoa; Arthropoda; Insecta; Diptera; Calliphoridae
Gene: Root
Product: rootletin
Source: RefSeq, a predicted model, not a curated record
GGUAAAAAAGUAAAUGAAAUUUCAUUUCAAUAUAAUUUUUAAUUUUCAUUAAAAAUAUAUAUUUGAAAUAAGUAUUCACUAAAACGGUUAUAAGCGGAUUUGGAUUAUAUUUAUGAUGCAAGCAUAUCGCGAUAAUUUCAAACAAACACCUUGCCCUUCGAAUUUGGAACAAGCACCACCACCCCCUUCCUCCCAAAAAGUCGUUUUACCAUUUUCAAAAGGCACCAACAAUCGUAGCCGUAGGUGUUAAUAACGAUUAUAAUACGAAUGGUUCAAUAACCGGGUGCCGGUGCUGCAACAGUAACAACUCCCAGAAUGCUAAGUCCCACACCUUCGGAAAAUCCGGGCAAUAAUCCCUCAUCGACGUCAGCUUUAUUGCGACAAAAUCAAGAGUUUGCGACAAAACGUUUAGCCGAGGAAGCGAAUAGCUAUCGUCGACGUUUGGACACCUAUAAACAGGCUCAACAGAAUCAGGCUACUAGUGAGUCGUUUUUGCAGUCGAAAAUUCAACAAUAUCGUCAACGUUGGAGUGAUUUGGAGGAUCGUAUGCAGGAAACUAUUAAACCGGUUACAACACAUGUCAUACGCCAAAAAUUACCAACUGGACCAACAUCGAGUCAGGUUAUGUGUUCAACUUCAUUAACUUUGGGGCACUCUAGCCAACCAUGUUCCUCCUCGUUAGAAACACCACCCUCACCACCGACCUGUGGAGGUGCUGGACGAGAUUUUGUUAUACACGAAGAUAGCAGUGAAUUGUGUCGUAAAUUGGAAGAUGAACAUAAAACUGAACAGCUUUUGGCCCAAAAUAAUGCCCUACGUCAACAGCUAAUAGAAUCGAAUCGUACGAAUGAGGCUUUAACGAAUGAUUUGCAAAAACACAAUGAUUGGUCGAAUUUGAGAGAUGAACUGAUGGUCAAGGAGGAUGAGUUUAAAGAAGAAGAGCAGGCCUUCAAAGACUAUUACAACAGUGAGCACAAUCGUCUUUUGAAAAUGUGGCGUGAAGUUGUGGCCGUUAAGCGGGCCUUUAAAGAUAUGCAAACCGCCAUGAAGAAUGAAGUAGCCAAAAUGGGUUUGGAAGUCAAUGGGGCGGCCAAGGACAUAAAUUCGACUUGCGGAAAUGUAGCCUUUAAUAUGCAACAAUUAAAACGAGCCGCCGAUGAACAACUCGCUCAAGCUAAACGUGAAAACGAUGAGUUGCAAAAUCAAUUGGCCACUCUAAAAGUGCAACAUGAAAGUGCUAGACACGAGAUUUUGGAACGUGAUCAACGCCUAUUAGAUCUAGUUAAUCAAUUGAAAAAACUCGAAGAUAGAUGUGCACAAGCUGAAUCACAAGCCAUGUUAGCCAGUCGUUAUAAUGACGAAAUUGAACGUUUAAACAGUUCAAUACGAGAGAUAGCACAAGCUGUGGUCUUAGAUGCUGAGAUAGCAGAUCGAGAACAAGCUGCUGAUGCAGCAACGUCAUCAGGUGGUGCUGAUGCAACAGCAGGUUCAAUGCAGCACAUGCAUUUAACGCGUGAUACUACAUCGUCAGCAUCAGCAAAAUCGCCUAGACGUUCUUCGGCACGAGCCUCGCAGGCAUUUGCUGAGGGAACUAUAUCUGCUGUGCAAGCAGCUUUGCACAAAUAUCAAUUGGCUUUGCACGACAUGCAAGUCAAAUACCAAAAUGCAAAUGAAAAUCUACGCUCCACCAAGACACAGUUGGACACCAGUGAGGGUACCAAAGCCUUGUUGACUUCUAAGAUACAACAGCUAACAGAAAAAUUAGAUGCCAGUAAUUCCAAACUAUCGGAAUUGUUGAAAGAACGUGAUAGUCUGCAAAAAACUUUGGACGAGAUAAGAGAUCAAAAACAGCAGUCUGAUCAAGGAAAGGCAGAAAUAAAUAAUGCGUUUGAAAACUUAAGUGUAGACUUUGAAAAGUUGCAGUUUAAUUAUGGUAAACUGCAAAAGAAAAUCGAUGCCUUGGAGGAGGACAAAAAGGCAGUGGAAUUGGAGAUACAAAGAAUUUUGAAAGAUAAAAACAUAACAGAAUUGAAUUUAAGAGCCGAAGAAGAUCGUGGCAGUCGUUUGAGAGAGGAGACAAUAUCCUUAAGAGAGGAAUUAAAUCGCAUUAGUUUAAAUCGUGAUUUACUCGAACAACAGCGCAUUGAAUCUGAUAAUAUAAUUAAUUUACUGGAAAAACAAAAAGCCGAUUUAGAAUAUGAUCUAGAUAAGAUACUUUUGGAAAAAUGUGAUCUUCAAGAACGUUUGGAAAAGAUAUCCAGCAAUAGCUCUUCCACCACGGAUGAGUUGAAAAUCCUACAGCACAAUAUCCAUGAGGUGCAAGAAGAACGCAAAAAAAUGGCCCAACAAUUGCAAGAUCAAACAAAUGAAUUGGCCGAUGUACGCAAAGAGUUAAGUAAUUUGGAUAAGGUACGUUUGGAGUUGGAAACCGAUAAUUUGGGUUUCAGUGAAAAAGUGAAAUGUUUACAAAUGGAAAAGGAGAAAAUAUUACAAGAUCUGGCAUGUCUUACUAGAGAUCGUAGUGAUAUACACAAUCAGUUAACGGCAUUGUGUCGUAAAAAGGAGUCAUUGAAUGAGGAAUUAAUGCGCACCCGCCAGAGAUUAGAACAAACUACCGAGACGAAUAAUCGUCUUAAUCGUAAUCUAGAGGAAAUGGUUAAAGAUGUCGAAGAAAAACAAGUUGUCAUCGAUUUACAUGAAAAGGAAACGCAUCGUUUGCAGGAACUAUUGGCAGCUUUACGCUCGGAAAAAGAAUCUCUAGAUGCUGUACUGUUCGAUACCAACUCCAACUUAGAAGCCACCGAAGAACGAAGAGCCCAAAUCGAAAAAGAACUACAAGAAGCCUUAGUGCGAGAAGAAUCAUUGAAAAACAAUGUGGCACGCCUACAAAAAGACCUAGAACAAUGUCAACGUCGAGCCCAAGAAACGAAAACUCAGCUAAUCAAUGCUGCCCGUGAAGCUGAAAAUGAUUUCAAUCAAAAGAUUGCCAAUCUUAAAUCAACAGCCGAAGAGACGACCAAAAAUCAUGCCGAGGAAUUAUUACAAUUACGUAGUAGUUUAGAGAAGCGCAUGCAACAGGCUUUGCAAGCUCUUCAAACGGCCAAAGAUGAUGAAAUUGAAAAGCAACAGGAGCGUUUGGAUGCUCUACAAACGCAUAUGGAAAGUUUGAUACAGCAACACGAAGAGGCAUUGAUUCGUGCCGAAAAUGAGAAGCAACAAGCUUUACUGAUAGCUCAUCGUGAUAAACAGGCCAUACAAGAGAAAUUAGAAGCGGUGGCAAGAGAAUUGAAGAAUGAACAGGAUGGCUUAGAGCGGGCCAAGCGAGAACAUAAUGCACGAGAUGAGAAACAACGUUCCGCAAUAGCCCAACUUAAAGAUGAAAUAGUUGCCAUGAGAACUAAAGAAGAAGAGCAAAAAAUUAAAUUGGAAGAUUGUAUACGUAAACAAGAAAUACAGAUGAAUGCUCUAAGAGAAGAAAGAGAUAAUCUUCUAAGGCUUAGCGAUGAAUUGAAAAUGGAUAUAAGACUUAAAGACGAUAAAGUAGAAUCGAUAACGAAUGAACUGCAAGAAACUCUGAGAAAGGCCAAAGAGGGUGAGGGUUAUAUAGAGAGUUUGCGUAAAGACUUGACCGAUACCAGAAGACAAUUGGCUGAUAGCAAUAUCGAACGUGACAAGUACUCUGACAGCAAUAAAGAACUGAGAGAUCAUGUGAAACUAGUGGAAAGCUCUAAACGUGAGCAGGCUAGAGCUAUAGAGGAAGCUUUGCAGAAGAUAAGCAAUUUGGAGGAGAGUAAAAAUACUUUGGAAAAUGAGCGUACACGUUUGACAACAGUACUCAAAGAGACUGAAAAUAAUUUAUCUAAAACCAGCCAAGAACUAAAUAGCACCAGAAAUACUCUGCAAAAGACCCAAGUAGAGUUUGCCCAAAAGGAUGAAGGUGGCAAAGAGCUGCAGAAUAAACUAGCCUCAGAGACAGAGCUAAAAGAAAGGGCACAACAGGAACUGAAUCAAGUGAAAAAACAAUUGGCCGAUUUGGAGGCAAAUCUUUGCGCUACACGACAAGAAUUGGGCAGAGCUAGAUGUCAUUCCAAUCAGGAGGAGCAUCGUUUCCAUAAUCGGGAACAGGAAUUGGUAGCUCGCAUUGAAGAGGCCCGCGGUCGGGAAAAACGUUUAGAAGAUCAAAAACAUAAUUUGGAAGUGUGUUUGGCAGAUGCUACACAACAAAUACAAGAACUAAAGGCUCGCCUAGGAGGCGCAGAAGGACGUAUCCGUGCUUUAGAUGAACAAUUAGCCUGUGUUGAGUUACACAAGCGUGAGACCGAACAUAAGUUAAGUUCAGUUAUUCACACUCUUCGACGUAUCGCUGGCAUACAAAUCGAUGGCAGCGUUAAUCUUUCACAUCGUCUGGUUAGUCCAUCUCGACGCUUCUCUCCGGUACGUAGUGUUUCAGGAGGUGUGGCUCCUAGUUGUCAUGAUUUUGAAACCCGCAGUACUUCCCACUGUCCCGAUGGCCCGGCCUUAGAUUGUGAUCCCGACCUUAUACGGAAGGGUGUUAGAUGUCUUAUGCAUCAAGUGGCUCAAAUCGAAAGAGAGAAAGAUGAUUACAAAAUGCAACUUUUGACAGCCAAGAAACAAUUGCAAGACGCUGGUGAACAGCAAUUGAAGUGUGAUUCUAAAGUUUCCAAACUUCAACAGAUGAUACGUCAUCUUCAGCAGGAGAAGAGCAAUCUUGAUACAGAGCGCAGCAUGAAGGUAUCAGCUCUAAAUGCCUUGGAAGAUAAAUUGCAUAAAAAACAAGAUGAAUGCCAACAACUAAGAGAGAAACUGGCUCAAACUGAAAUGCAGCUAAACUCAUGCACCGAAGAGAAUUCCCAAAAUGAAGAUCGUUUAGAGAAGUGCAGGCAACAUGGCGCCAAAUUGGAGAAUGAAAAACGACAUCUUCAAGAAGAGUUGGCUAAAAUCGAAGGCCGAGCCACAAAGUUGGACUUGCAAAGGGUAGCCCUAGAGGGAGAUCUUACUCGUUUACAAAUGGCUUUGCAAGAGAAAGACUGCAAUAUACGCCAGGCUCAAGAACGUUUAGAUAACCAAAAUAGAGCCAUGGUACAAUUGGAAGAUAGAUGUGCUUCAUUGAAAACGGCCUUAGAUCAAAUGAAAGAGAGAUUGCAAAGAGCGGCUGUAGUAGAAGCUGAGCUAAGAGGUGAGCUAAAGACUGCUCACAAAGAAUUAACGGACCAAGGUCAUAGUUCCCAAACAAAUGAAGAUAAACUGAAGUUAUUGCAAAAAUCUUUACAAACAGCCGAAAAUGAAAAACGCAUUUUAGGCGAACGACUAGAAAAAGCGCAAUCUUCAAUUAAUGAACUCAGACGAGGACAACAGGCUCAACUGGACAGUGCUCAACGUUUACAAGAUCAGGUCAACGACUUGGAAGUACAAAGAUCAGCCUUAGAAUCACAAUUACGUAUUGCAAAAUGGAAUCAAGAAUCAGGUGAUAAAAAUACUGGUACUAAUGGUCGUAAUGAAGAAGAUGAACUCAAUCGACAGCUAAAAUCAUCACAAAGAGAAAAAUCUGAAUUACGCACCAAACUGCAGGUAUUGCAGGACAAGGUUAAACAAUUAGAGACAGAACGCAAAAGUAAAUUCUCUGGUGACAGUGUUUAUGAUCGAUCUGAAAAGGCGGGAGGUGGUGGUCCAAAUACAUCUUCAUCUUAUUAUGAUGGCAAUUAUGACUCUAAUCGUUUGGACACAAAUAAUGCUGGCAAAAGCGAUAAUUAUCUAAAAAGCUCUAGCGCAGCAGGUGUUGGAGGAACAUUUAAUUGUGGCUUGGACCAUGCUGUUAUUGAACAUGAAAAUCGUGAUUUACGCUUGAAAGUGAGACGUUUGGAGACCCUUUUAGCGGAAAAAGAAUCCGAAUUGGCACGUUGUAAAGCUCGCAUUCAUGAUAGUGCCAAGUGUAUGGAUGGCUUAGAUUCCGACCGCUAUAGAAGUGCUCAAAUGCAUGCUGAAAAACUAUUGGAUGCCCGUGAACAGGCUCAUAGGCAACAAGUGUUACGUUUGGAGAAUCAGAUCUCUAUGCUGCGAGAACAAUUGGCGCAGGAGGCAAAACGCCGUCAGCAGUAUAUUUUACGUAGCUCGAAAGCCAAUCGUGAAAUGCAACAUUUACGCAAUACUUUAGGUGACAGUUUACGUCAUGUUUCACAGCAUCCUUUGGAUCCAAAUCUUUUGGAAAGUGAAUCUAGAAGAUUAGAUAAUGCUGUUUCAAUGAGUUUACCACCAUCCACCUGCAGAGAUUAUGAAAGGGAUUAGAAAAGAAUUUUCAAGCCAAAUUCAAUGUAACAAGCACCAAACAAUUAUCAAUAACAACUGCCAUAUUCCUACCAAUAUUAGAAAAACUAAUGCAUUUAUUUUAAAAUGUUAAUUAAAAAUAUAUAAAAUGAGUUUUAACAGAAUUUGCACAGAACCGAAACAAAUCUCAAAUACAAUUUAAACUUAAGUAAAAAACCUUAACUCUAGUCAAGACACCACACAUUUAUUAAUAUUUUUAAAACAAUAAAAGUUUUUUUACACCCAACUCAUAUUUGAACUCAUUAUACAAAAAGAAAACACCAACACAUUAACAUCCUGAAAUAAAUCCUUAAAGAAGGCUUAUCGUUGUCUGCUUAGAAAGACAAUCGUAUAUAGUGUGUUCAAUACAAUAGGAAAUUAAAACAAAUCUUAUUUUAAUUUUUAGUUUGUUUUUUCCCAGAAAUACUGUUACGGUUCUCCUGUUUAAAAAAGAGAACAACGUUUUACAGUUACACUUUAAUUAUGAACAAGAAAAAAUCAACAUUUUUAUAUACUUUUUUAUUUAUUUUAUACUUUAAACCUGUGUUAAGCACUAAAUUAUUAAAAUAAUUUGUGUUAAAGAAGGAUCAUUAA